CUCCUCUUCCCCUCCCGAAUUGAACCUGAUCGAUCACUCUCAAACUAUCCUUAUUUCUCUCAAGAAGGUCGAAGGCAAAAAGCUUCAACCAACAUUAAUGGAAGGUCUAAUUCCUUUGGUUUACAGGGCAAUCGUGCAAUACAAGAAUGGAAACCAGGGGCCCUCAAGCGCAUGGUUCCCGGAGUCACCCUCGACAUCAUACAUGAGGCUCCCUGGGGAUUCAGGCCGAUUUCAAGCAUCGGACCUCCAGUUCUUCCGGUCAUCCGAUCAAUACAGUCUUUCUACUUCGACUUCAUCUUCAUCGCCUUCAAGAGGACGACCUGCCUCGAACACCCAGGUGAUUGUAUCGCCAACCCGCAUCCAGUCCCCUCUCCCCCGAAUGACUACACGACGAGUGGCUGCAUGAUCGGCAAGAAAAGCCAUAAAAUGAUGGAACGUUGUGUGUCAUGGAAGAUGCAAGUUGUGAAUAGUGCCAUCAUAUCUUAUAGCAUGAAUAUUGAUUCUUUUACCUUUUGAAGAUUAAUGAGCAUGGGAAAAACCAAAGGGGGUCGCAUGCUUUAUAUAAUAGUCGUGUUAUAUGUCAUGUUGCCAAAAAAUGUGAAGGUGCAUGUAACUUGAAAGUCAGGAGUGUGUAGACACAAAAACCCAAAGAUGUUUGAGUAAUCAAUGUUGGUUUGGGCAGGCCAAAAGGGCCAUCAUAUAUAAAUAAAUCUCGAAGGAAAUUGUUACUUCUCUUUA
Punica granatum (pomegranate) is the source of this 738-nucleotide messenger RNA. The record is from RefSeq and is a predicted model, not a curated record. Lineage: Eukaryota; Viridiplantae; Streptophyta; Magnoliopsida; Myrtales; Lythraceae.